UUCCUUUCGAAAGUGGGUUUGAAGUUUGGGCGUGGUCUUACAAGUUCAAAACGAGUGAGAAUCUACCAUGACCAUGUGGUCAAUGAUGAAAAUUUGUGUUUAGAAAAUUAAAAUUAGAAUUUCAAAUUAAAAUAAAAUAAAAUUUAAAACGCUAAAAAUUUGCAUGACUUUUCUAAAAUUUCCUCAGAUGACCAUGCAGAUUGCAGGUGCCAAAUUAAAUCCUCCGUUUGAAAUCGGUCAAUCGUUGACCGUUGAUAUCGUUUGGUCAUGUUGGUUUUUUUUUUCGAUUGAAACGUGCAAACAAAUUGUGUGCUAUCAUUAUCAUCGAUAAGUGGAACGGUGUGUGGUAGCCCGUUUAAUAAGUGUCACCUAAUACGAAAUCGUUUCCAUGGAACGAAACGGAAAAAAAUAAAGGUGAAACGAUUGUGAUAAGAUAAAGUGUAGGUAUUUGUAAUGUGUAGCGUCAUUAUUCAAACUUUGUGACUGCACCUCAAAGAGUAUCUCAGUUUGAAUUUUUUUGUUUGCUUAAUCUAAAUUCAACAAUAUAAAAUAACAUGCAUGCUCUGUAUUCUUACCUGAAAAUUUAGUUUUUCUAAAUCUAAUACCUUAAAAUAAAAAAAAAUUGACAUAAAAAACGUUACUUAAUCCACCUUUAGAAGGUUGCUGCCUUCCUCACAUUCAUAAAGUCAAAACAUUCAUUAAAAAUAGCAACAUUCCCCCUUAACAUGUUUAACAAAUCAACUUUAUUAGGGGAGAGUGGGGAGACUUGAUCCCCUUUUUUGUAUCGCACAUAACUCUGUCAAUUUCUCACAAAACUAUAAACUUUUUGCAUGAAUUGAAAGCUUAAACCACAGACAAACAGACGUAAAUCUCUUUUUAAUUCCAUCAAUCAGGAAUAUAACGGCUGAUUUGAAUUUAAACUUAGUUCUCGGAUUAUCCACCAGAAUAGGAUGGCGCUGCAAUCAAGGCACACUUUCAAAUGACGUUUAAGCUAGCGCGCCAAAAGUUUCAGGUAGCGCGCCAAAAGCUUUGUUUUUUUUUUCUGCUGCUACUUGAGUGUGAGGAUGGACCAGUUUGGAGAAGAUUGGUCGGUGGAAUUUUUGGAUCCGGACCCGCCUCCGGGUGUGGAUUCCGCUGAAUGGUCUGUUGAGCAUUUAGAUAAUCCUCAAUCCUUCCCGGCCGAACCGUUAGAAGAAGAGACGCCGGAUUGGUUUGAAAGUUUUAUCACAAAACACGAGCUACAGGAUGAAGAUAUGCCGGAUGCGAACUACGGAAGUCUACUGCUAGACCGACACGAGCCACUGGACGAAGAAAUGCCGGAAGCUACGAGUAACGAUUCCGGUGUUCUGAACAUCGGAAGAUUCUUAGGCAAUUCCAACAACGAGACGCUGUCCCAUUCAGCUGAUUUUGUUAUUUCAUCCGUCGGCGUUGAUGGUGUACCCCAACUUGACCAGGUGAAUGGGUUAAGCAAUGCAGUGUCCACCGGAAUCGCCUCGCCAACCUCGAGCACGCAAGAGACCGCGAGAAUCUUUACUCCGUCGUGGUCCUCAAAUCCGGCCUUCGUGAAUGACGCGGUAUCCAGCGAUGGCAAUAACGCGGCCCGGCCGACUUCGAGCACGCAAGAGACCGUGAUAAUCUUAACUCCGUCGUGGUCCUCAAAUCCGGCCGUCAUGAAUGACGCUGUGUCCAGCGAUGGCGAUUGCGCUUACCACGAUUUCAGGCAACUCAGUAUUGACAACCCGGCCGACCUCGACUCAUGGCCAAUUUGUGGGCAUUGUUCACAAACAGCGCAGUAAUACCCAAACCACCCUCAAACUGGUGCAUCUUUCCAUCAACCUCUGCAGCCUACACGAAUGUUUCCUCGGCAAGAUUUACCUAGUGCAUGGCCGCAAUCGGACGCGGACGUGGACCGUCUGCGUGAGUUAAGAAUUUGAACUUCUUGCAUUCUUCUCACAUGUUGGUAAACAAAUGUAAAUGUUAGUAAACAAAUCUCCCUCCUCUCACUACAACAAGAGUAACCGCGUUCACUCACACAUUAACCAAUUCUCAUAUACAGUGAUGCUUAAUGCUAGUAUUGGCCACCAGAUCGAGCUACUAGCUAACCUUUUUCCAUUUUUUUUUUGUGAUUGAUGGAUUUUCGUUAAAUUUGUUCAAUGAUUUACGUCUGUUUGUCUGUGCUUAAACAUUCAUCUAUGUUUGGCUGAUAAGGGUAUUUCAUCAGAUAAACUUUUCGAAUCAUGCCAAGCGUUUUAAAAAAAUAUUUUAAUCCGGCAUUUUCAAAAUGUUGGGGGUAAUUUGAUCCCCCUUUCAACAUUUUGAAGAAAUCUUAAGGAAAAUGUUUUUUAUUCAUCCAAACUUUUAUUUUUUUAUAAGUUACAGCAAUUUCACAUAAAACCUGUACGUUUGUGUUCAAAAUAUAACAUGUUUAGUAUGUAAAAUAUUUAAAAACUGAAUAUAUUAUUUUUAAGACCAAAAUUAGGCAUGUUUACGAAAGCUGGAAAUUUUUGUUUACAGAACUUCUAACUGCAGUAAGUUAUGUACAGCUAUACUAAAGGGAACUAUGUAUGAAAACCCAGCCCAAUUAAUUAAUCUUGAGGCUGAUUCCAGCGACUUUAAAAAUGCAGGGAUCAAGUCUCCCUAAACGCAUAUUUUUAAACAAUUGAUUGUAAAAAUAGUAUGACGAUAAAUUUAACAUCGGUUGCGUAAGGGUUUUAGAGUUGAUAAGUAUAUCAAACAAUUCAUGUAUAAAAAAUAUUUUUUUUAAAUAAUUUUUGAGUGUUUUCUAUACUUAUCAAAACAAAGAAAAAAGAUCUCUUGGAAGUUUUUUGCAGCACUUCUUCGAAAAAUGUGUGUAACUCAAUCUAAACAUUUUUAAUUUGUUUGCUUUGUUUUCUACAAUGAGUUUUAGUUAAUUUCGCACAACUUUCUAGAACAUAGCUAAUUGUUUUACCCACAUGCUGACGAGAUACAGGCUUGGGAUCAAGUGUCCCCGGGGAUCAAGUCUCCCCACUCUCCCCUACUCAUUUCUUUUGAUAGGGUUCGCAGACCUUCAAUAUUUCUGGCUCAUCGGCAAGGUCUGAUAAAAAAACCCUAUCCAACGAUAGUUCGCAUGGAAGAUUCAGACAAUAUUUUGAUCACAAUAUCUGAAAUCCGACCUCUAAAAGGUGUAUAAAUAACACUUAAGUGCCAAUAACUUUUGAUAGGGUUUUCAGAUCCUUGAUGUUUUAGAAUCAUUUGAAAGGUCUUUCAAUUAUCUAACUAACGAUGGGUAGCAUGAUGGACCCAGACAUCAUUUUCCGAGGGGCGGGACAGUAAUAAGAAAUUAACGGUAGGAAUUAAGUACAUUAACGAUUGUUUACGUUCAAAACAUCGCCACCUCUUCUUACACUACAUUGAUUUGACAGUUUGACACCACUCGUGUAUGUUGUUGUUUUUGCCGCAAAAUUUGUGUCUUCGAAAAGCAGGUUGAGCAGGAAAGUGCCACCGGUGCCAGCGUGGCACAGGCAAAUCGAAAAAGUUGCGCAGCGCCAUCCAGGGCGGUAACCAUGACGGUUUGGACGAUAUCGAAGCUGGUCCAGCCGGAAGAUUUGUUGGAGAAGGCCAUCGAGCGGCGCAUUGAGACACACCUCGAUGCUGCGUUUGUUGAAACGGAUCCUCGAUUCCAAUUCUCCACCCACAUAUUUCUGCAAACAUGGUCCAGUUGGUCUGGCUUUUUCGUCAACACUCCCGCCAAACAGCUGGGCAUGUUGAAUGCGGCCCACCAGGAGUGGUUUCCUCUGAUGUGUCCCUACCGUUGCAACCCAAUCACCACCGAGUCCUCGAGGUCUGUUAGUCCCGUGAUGACUUCCAGAUGCCAGAAUCAUCGUUACUACCAUGAGCCCGGCGGAAAAGCAAUAACCGGUUGAGCGAAAUGAGGACUCUUCUCAGGAACAACGAGUUGUGUAUUUGUUCAUAUACUCGCCCCAGCUUCUGCGCCAGGGUCCUUGGCGAUCGGCAAAGUGGCGCCGUUAUUCCAGACUGGAACUGGCCAACUUAACAUGGCGGGAUUAUUAUUGAAAUAAAUGAAACAACAAAGAUGAGAUAUUUUAUUUUCUUCUUUUCAAUGCAAUCUACCAAAAAGUCAUCACCUAACGUAAAUAAAAGCCACUCCAAGUAAGUUACUCUGAUGAAAUUAUAAUGGACUACUCCUGAAUGCUUUUCCGUGUCACCCAUUUCUGAACCUGCCUCAGUCCAGCACCCUAGCUCUAGUGCGCCGCAGAGCGGCGUUGUCAUCAGAGCGCUCGUAGUGCAGUUUGCGGUUGCACAGAAGUUGCAAUUUAUUUCCCCCGAUGCCGAUUUGUUGAAGGCAUCGCUGUCGCAAGCCACCACCAGCUGCAAGGAAAUCUUGCUCUUGUCUAACGUCUGAUUUUUAUUCUUAAACUUGACCAUCUAUUACUCCGGCAAGGCGCGUCCCAGGAUCUUGUCAUAGGUGAAACCGCACUUAACCAUCUACUGGUUAAUGUAAUCGUCCUCCUCCAAAAUCUCUUCAGCUCCACGUCGUCAUUCAUUUUUACACGAAACCAAAACAAGCUUGACAGCCGAGCGCGCGAAAGAGACACGAAGCAAACCAAAGUUUUCAAAGCAGGUGUGGCGCUGUCAGAUGUCAAAUGACAUGAGGAAUUAAAUUCCUUAAUGUAUUAAAUACCAAAAAUUAAUAUAUUAAGGCCUUUGUCACGCCCCUCGUCAUUUUCCUUGAAUUAUCUGAGAUCCGGCCUCCAAAAAGUGUAUAAAUAACACUUAAGUGCUAAUAACUUUUGAUAGGGUUGUCAGAUCUUCAAUAUUUUGGGAAGGUCUUUUUAAUACCUUUCUGAAAAUGUAUAACAUGAUAGGGUUUCUUGCAAAAACCACCCUUUUUACAAUCUUCCGGACAAACGCAAAAAUCGUUUUUCUUAGCAUAACUUUUGAAGUACUUAACUAAACUUGCUGAUUUUAAAUAGAGACCUGUGGGACCCCAAGACAGACCGAAUGAAACUAAUACGGUCAAAAUCCGUUCAUCAAGUUCGGAGAUAAUCGAGUGACAUUUUUUUGUCCACCCACCUACACACAUCCACACAGACAUUUGCUCAGAACAUGAUUCUGAGUCGAUAGGUAUACGUGAAGGUGGGUCUACGAGGUCGAAUUAAGAAGUUCAUUUUUCGAGUGAUUUUAUAGCCUUUCCUCAGUAAGGUGAGGAAGGCAACAUAUCUUAAGUUUGUUUGAGAAUGAACCCAAUUAUUUACUUAUUGCUUACCCAUAACUAGAGGUUGUGUAUAACAGUUUGGUUCCAAUAUUUUAAAUGUUGUAAAGUUCAGUUAGAAUCGAGGUUAGAAUCCAUAUUUAUUUGUUUUUUUUUUAUUGUUUGUUUUAUUUGCAUAAGGGAACGAUCUUUUAUUACGUAACGCAACAUUUUAGAUGUUUUAACCCCUUCCCUCUCACGUAACAAAACUUCCAUACAAAUUUCAAAAGUUUUACGCGUUACGUAAUAAAAGAACGCUCACUAAGACUAGUACUCAUAUUAUUCGAGGAGAGGGACGAUUUAAAAAUAUUAAAAUAAUUUCGGUCAUUCGAUUCUUUUGUAUUUUUUAAUCCGGCUGAAACUUUUUUGGUGCCUUCGGUAUGCCCAAAGAAGCCAUUUUGCAUCAGUUCGAGUUCGUUCAUAUAAUUUUCCAUACAAAUUUGGCAGCUGUCCAUACAAAAAUAAUAUGUGAAAAUUCAAAAAUCUGUAUCUUUUGAAGGAAUUUUUUGAUCGAUUUGGUGUCUUCGGCAAAGUUGUAGGUAUGGAUAAAAAAAUUUGAUGAUUUUUAUUUUUUUGUCACUAAAACUUGAUUUGCAAAAAAAAAAAAACACUAUUUUUAUUAUUUUUUUUUUAUAUGUUUUAGAGGACAUCAAUUGCCCGCUAUGAUUUUUUGAAUCAAUACAGAUUUAAAAAAAAUCGAAAUGUUGGUCGCAAAAAAAUUUCAACUUAAUUUUUCGAUGUAAAAUCGAAUUUGCAAUCAAAAAGUACUUGAUACGCCGCUUACAACAAUAUUUUCA
Messenger RNA from Culex pipiens pallens (northern house mosquito), 6051 nucleotides. RefSeq lists its product as uncharacterized. The record is from RefSeq and is a predicted model, not a curated record. The coding region runs from base 1065 to 1796 and encodes 243 amino acids. The transcript is spliced from 2 exons. NCBI's taxonomy places the organism in Eukaryota, Metazoa, Arthropoda, Insecta, Diptera, Culicidae.